Talaromyces proteolyticus is the source of this 1295-nucleotide messenger RNA. RefSeq names its product SNF7 family protein. The transcript has 2 exons. Gene Ontology annotation, biological process: late endosome to vacuole transport; protein transport; endosome transport via multivesicular body sorting pathway. The record is from RefSeq and is a predicted model, not a curated record. Gene Ontology annotation, cellular component: multivesicular body; ESCRT III complex. Bases 282 to 968 code for a protein of 228 amino acids. Lineage: Eukaryota; Fungi; Ascomycota; Eurotiomycetes; Eurotiales; Trichocomaceae.
CACUGCCAUUGCCAGUCUGCCCUGCCACUGCGGGCUGCUCUCCUCAGUCCUCUUACAGACAGCUCAGCUCCCUCCUCACAUUCGGCUCACUGUCGCCUGUGGCUGCACGGCACAGCUGCUGAGAUCAAUUUCCUACGUACCACAGCUACUUUGUUCCCCCCGCCUCGAGUGUAGCAACUAUCCGCUGCAGGCAGCCAGGAGGGAACCCGACAGAUCCGCCCAUAUCAUCCUAUCAUCAAUCUUGCCUGUUAAAGGGGGUCUCUUCUAAACAAUCUCCAAACAUGGAGUCGAUCAAGGCAGUGUUCUUCGGCCCAGACCCGCAAGUCCAGAUGCGAAAAUGCAACCAGCUUAUCCGGCAAAACACUCGACAAUUAGACCGCGACAUCGCCCAACUCAAAUCCCUCGACUCGAAGACCCGACAGUUUAUCGUAAGUGCGUCCCGUCGCGCACAGAAAAACCCGUCCCAGGCGAAACAAGCAACCGCCGAAACCAAGACUUUUGCCCGUGAAUUACUACGCAUCCGCAAACAAACUACUCGCCUGACAACAAGUCGAGCGCAACUACAGAGUGUUCAAAUGCAGGUGAAUGAGGCCUUCUCGGUCCGAAAGAUCCAGGGCAGUCUGAAAAAAUCGACUGGCAUUAUGAAAGAUGUGAAUACCCUAGUCCGCCUGCCGGAGCUCAACAGCACAAUGCGUCAAUUGUCCACAGAGCUCGUUCGGGCUGGAAUCAUCGAGGAAAUUGUUGACGAGACGCUGCCUAAUGACGAACUCCUGGAAGACGAAUUAGACGAGGCCGAUGCAGAGGUUGACAAAGUUCUACAGGAGGUCUUACAGGGAAGACUCUCCAAGGUCGAACCUGUGCAGGCCGAACCAUCCGUGGAAGAGGCAGCCCCUGUAGAAGCGGAGUUCGAGGACCAAGAAGCUACGCUGGCUCAAAUGCGAGGUCGGCUGGAGGCAUUGAAGAGCUGAUAGCGAGUAUAUACACAUUCAUAUAGCUACUGAUAGGCGUUUUUAUUUUCUCUGCGGGAUUUGGGUGAGAUGGCGUGAUACCUGGAGUUGUUUGUUUUAUAAUGAACUGCAUGCAUGUCAUGAGCAAUUUAUUAUUAUGAAUCUGGAUGGUCGCGCUGGAUUUCUACGAGUUCCUCGAGCAGAUCCAAGUCCGUAGUUGUCCGCCAUUUUUCCAGCCCAGCGCUGUCUUGAGCAACCUACACCAUAAACUCGACAAAUCAAAUAAAAAGGACAAAUAAGAUGCAGAACAGUAUUACCUCUGCUGUUAUUCUGCUGGAAGUAAUACCA